Dissoconium aciculare CBS 342.82 is the source of this 280-nucleotide messenger RNA. RefSeq lists its product as uncharacterized. Lineage: Eukaryota; Fungi; Ascomycota; Dothideomycetes; Mycosphaerellales; Dissoconiaceae. Bases 23 to 274 code for a protein of 83 amino acids. The transcript has a single exon. The record is from RefSeq and is a predicted model, not a curated record.
AGCCGGCUUCAACUGCUCCAAAAUGUCUCACGCUGACAUUCUCCCACGCCUCAGCAUUGCAAUCGGGAAUUUUCCCUCGGUGCUCAGUGAUGCGCAAAGACGUGAGAUGCUACUCCCCACCCAGGUGGCCUCAUAUGCAAAACAUCGUAGUCAGGGAAUCCAAGUCCAACAUGCCUUGGUUCUGUCCUUUGUCGUCCUUGUUUUGGUAUAUGGUACCAACGACAACGAUUCUGUUGCACACACCGACAGUGAUCGACAAACACUCACGCAGUAGUAGCAG